AUGAGUUCCUUUUUCCGAAGUGAGGAGAUGUGCCUGGUUCAGCUGUUCUUCCAAACCGAAUCGGCACACUACUGCAUCAACGAGCUUGGCCACCUAGGACUAGUACAGUUCAAAGACUUAAAUCCUGGUACAGUGGCCUUUCAGAAGAGGUUUGUGAAUGAAGUGAAAAAAUGCGAAGAGAUGGAAAGAAUUCUUCGGUUCUUGGAAAAGGAGAUUAUGAAAACCAACAUAGUCAUUGCCACCAACUGCGAGAGUGAGAGAGUGCCCUGCCCCAGAGACGUUUUGGAGCUGGAGGCAACUUUUGAGAAACUGGAGCAGGAGCUGAAGGAGAUCAACUCAAACUGUGAGGCCCUCAAACAGAACUUCACGGAGCUGAUGGAAAUGAACUAUCUGUUGCACAUGACAGAAGAUUUCUUUGAAGAGGCUGAAUCGCAGUUGUCCUUCUCCGAGCUCGCCUCUGAAGAAUCUGUGUCCAUGUUUGCUUCGUCACGGGUGACCAGCCGCCGGACCAGCAUUGCCAGCGUCAGUGCCAGUGGGCCCUUAAAACUGGGGUUCGUGGCGGGAGUCAUCAAGCAGGACCGCUUCCCCGCCUUUGAGAAGGUCUUGUGGCGGAUGUUUCACGGGAAUUUCGUUCUUCGACAUGCUGAAAUCCAGUGCCCUGUGGAUGAGCACAUUGCUGAAGAUGCAGUCAAGAAGGAUGUCUUCAUUGUGUUCAUGCAGGGAAACCAGGUCAAAGGAAAAAUCAAAAAGAUAUGUGAAGGCUUUCAUGCCAGUUUGUACCCUUGUCCUGACACUGUUAAUGCACGAAAGGAGAUGAGGACCAGUGUUAACACACGUACUGACGACCUUCGAAUGGUCCUGAGGAGAACAGAAGAGUACCGAGAGACCAUCCUAACCACCGCGGCAGCUAACUUCCUCCAGUGGAGCACCAAAGUGAAGAGGAUGAAGGCCAUUUAUUACACACUCAACCUGUGCAACAUCGACAUCACCCAGAAGCUAAUAGUAGCAGAGAUCUGGUGCCCCGUGUCUGACCUCGGCGCUGUGCAUGCUGCUUUACUAAAGGGAUCGGAGCAAAGUGGAUCUAGUCUGUGUCCAGUUGUGAACAGAAUACACACCCAACAAACCCCCCCCACAUUCAACAGGACCAAUGCCUUCACUUCAGGAUUUCAAAGCAUCAUCAAUGCCUAUGGAGUGGGGAAUUAUCAAGAGGUCAACCCAGCUCCGUACACCAUUGUCACAUUCCCUUUCCUAUUUGCUGUCAUGUUCGGAGACUGUGGCCAUGGCCUGGUUAUGACUCUCCUUGCCGUUUGGAUAAUCCUGCAAGAGGAGAAGUUCCGAAAUCUAAAAAAUGAGCUCACUGAUGUCCUUGUUGGUGGGCGGUACAUUAUUGUUCUCAUGGGGGUCUUCUCCAUCUACACUGGCCUCAUCUACAACGACUGCUUCUCCAAGUCCUUCAACUUCUUUGGCUCAGCCUGGAGUGUCAAUGCCAUGUUUGGGCCUAGCGGACCAUGGACCAAUGAGACACUGCAUGGUUCCGAACAUCUUCAGCUUGACCCAGCGGUUCCUGGGGUCUAUUCAGGCAGUCCAUACCCAUUCGGCAUUGACCCGAUUUGGAAUAUUGCUACAAAUAAGUUGUUGUUCUUGAACUCAUACAAGAUGAAGAUGUCUGUCAUUCUGGGAGUGGUCCACAUGCUGUUUGGGGUCACCCUGAGCCUCAUGAAUUAUAUAUAUUUCAAGAACACCAGGAACAUUCUUCUCCAGUUCAUUCCUGAGAUGAUCUUCAUGCUGGCCCUGUUUGGUUACCUGGUGUUCCUCAUCAUCUUCAAGUGGUGUGUACUGCUUAAGUCUGACAGGGCACCCAGCAUCCUGAUCCUCUUCAUCAACAUGAUGCUUUUUGCCAAUGAGGACUCAGAUGAUGCCAUGCUCUACAAUGGACAGAAAGCGGUGCAGAUCUUCUUGGUGACACUUGCCCUCCUCAUGGUGCCCUGGCUGCUGCUGGUCAAGCCCCUCCUCCUGUACAGAGAACACAAGAAUGCCAAACAAGAGCAGAAGGCUUUGAAGAACAAUGUUCCUAUGAAGACAUGCAGGAAGUCUGCGUGCACCAACACUCAGAAUGACCAGGGGACAGCCGAAGCAAACACUGUGUAUGCACCCAACAACAACCACACAGAGACGGUCAACAUGGGAGAUGUGUUUGUGUACCAGGCCAUACACACCAUUGAGUACUGCUUGGGUUGUAUCUCCAACACUGCCUCCUACCUGCGUCUGUGGGCCCUAAGUUUGGCUCAUGCUGAGCUAUCAGAAGUGCUGUGGAAAAUGGUCCUUCACGUGGCUCUGACAGUCACCUCUGGUCUGGGGUCUGUCCUGGUGGCUGUUAUCUUUGCCGCUUUCAGCAUCCUCACUGUCACCAUCCUCCUGGUGAUGGAGGGACUCUCAUCCUUCCUCCAUGCCCUGCGCUUGCACUGGGUGGAGUUCCAGAACAAGUUCUACAAAGGUUCAGGAUACCAGUUCACACCCUUAUCCUUCAGCAAUCUGCUGAACAAAUGUCGAUAAGAAAAUCUGUAUUUGUUGUAA
Messenger RNA from Megalops cyprinoides (Indo-Pacific tarpon), 2574 nucleotides. RefSeq names its product V-type proton ATPase 116 kDa subunit a1. Gene Ontology annotation, biological process: vacuolar acidification; proton transmembrane transport. Lineage: Eukaryota; Metazoa; Chordata; Actinopteri; Elopiformes; Megalopidae. The transcript has 20 exons. Gene Ontology annotation, cellular component: vacuolar proton-transporting V-type ATPase, V0 domain; vacuolar proton-transporting V-type ATPase complex; plasma membrane. The record is from RefSeq and is a predicted model, not a curated record. Gene Ontology annotation, molecular function: proton-transporting ATPase activity, rotational mechanism; ATPase binding.